Conger conger (European conger) is the source of this 1150-nucleotide messenger RNA. RefSeq names its product calcyphosine-like a (gene capsla). Bases 72 to 662 code for a protein of 196 amino acids. Lineage: Eukaryota; Metazoa; Chordata; Actinopteri; Anguilliformes; Congridae. The record is from RefSeq and is a predicted model, not a curated record. The transcript is spliced from 5 exons. Gene Ontology annotation, molecular function: calcium ion binding.
GAGAUGAUACAAUAGGUGUGUCGCGCUCAAUUACCCACUGGAAAGAGAACCCAAAUCGAUAGGAAAGAGAAAUGGCCGGGACACCGCGCGACGCCCACCCCUCUGACGCGAUGGAGAAGCUGCGGCAGCAGUGCCUGGCGCGUGGUGCGGCUGGGAUAAAGGGUUUGAGCAGGGCAUUCCGCCUGAUGGACGAUGAUCGCAGUAAGUCUCUGGACCUGCAGGAGCUGUUGAAGGGGCUGCAGGCGUACGGAGUGUCCGUCAGCGUCGAGGAGGGCCAGCGUAUGCUCAGUGCCCUGGACAAGGACGGGGGCGGGACCAUCGACUUCGAUGAGUUCCUAGAGGCGCUGCGGCCCCCCCUGUCCUGCAGCAGGAGAGCGGUGAUUGAGGCAGCGUUUAGGAAGCUGGACCGCAGUGGAGACGGGGUGGUGACCGUGCAGGACCUGCAGGGCGUGUAUGAUGCGACGCAGCACCCUAACUUCCGCAGCGGGCUCUGGAGCCAGGAGGAGGUGUUCCACACGUUCCUCGACAGCUUCGACUCGCCGCACGACAAGGAUGGAAAGGUCACUCUGGAGGAGUUUGUGAGUUACUACAGUGGUGUCAGCGUUUCCAUAGAUACGGACGAGUACUUCGUCACCAUGAUGCGCAAGGCCUGGAGACUUUAGUUCACACCCACUCUCAUCUCAUCGCCCCUUCUGAUUGGCUGCCUUUGAUAGGCAACACCUGCUCUCAUGCACAUCAUACCCUCUGAUUGGCUCCAUUGCAAGGUCACACCAGACAAUUUCUCACGCAGUUCAUUUUCAUUUUCCAAACACACAGAAUAUAAUAUAUUAUAUAAUAUAUUAAUACCCCUAUGAACCUCACUCCUCUCACUCACUCACUCACUCACACACUCACUAACCAAAGUUUUCAAAAACAAUGGUUAUGCAACAAAAUAUUAGUUGAGUAAUUUAAAGUGGUUAAAUCUUGAAAAAUGUUUUCAGUUUAUGCAGUUUGAAGAGAAAAAUGUUGACUGCCAUUUUUUUUAACAGAUUAAUAUUCAAUUUCUUUGCUUCUUGUAAAAGAAUAAUGCAGACUUGAUCAAAUUUGUCAGUGCUUUGCUUUGGAAUUGAAAUAUUGAACUAAAACCUAUUAAAAAGUAAUUUAAAGUGAA